GUUUGAAUGUUACUUUUUCUCGUUUAACGCCGACAAUGGUCAACUGCAGAGAAGCUACAUGCCGUUGAUAUGCUGGGAAAAGCUGGUGGUAAUAAAGACGUCAAAAAAGGAAGGUUGCUCAAGAUAUCAAUUAUCUCAAUGGGUGAAACAAAAAGAAGAUCUUAUUCAACUGUCAAAGCGAAACCAUGGUGAGUUUUGUUCUUCUACCCAUGAUGACAUCGAUCUCGCUUACAUCUCUGAUUCUUUCUUACUUUGACUGAUUAUAGGACGCAAACGAAAACAUCUUCCCGGUGCUGGACACAAGCUACAGUACCCCGAACUCGAUAAGUUGCUUCUCGAAUGGUUCCGGGAACGUCGUACUGGUCCUGUCAUUCAGUCAAAUGUAUCUACAAUGACAACAUCGAUCGUCGUUAAACGAGAAAAAGUAACAUUCAAACAAUUACAACGACGUGGCAAACAACUUUGUAUCGAACUCAAGCAUGAGCAUCCACCAUCGACGAAGUGGUAUGGUCGAUUCAUGCGCCGCCAUCGUCUCUCCCUGCAAAAACCAAAAAGACAACAGAAGGUGCCACUCAAUGAGGCUCAUCUACUUGUCAAUUCAUUUCAUACAUAUAUCAGGCGUGCUAGUACAUGGGCUCCAAAACGUGGUGCUAUGGGUGCCUUCUUACCUCGUGACGUGGUAAACAUGGACGAGAUUUUCAAGAGUGAGAAAGUCAUAUCGAGGUGUCAUAUGUUUCAUUUUCAUAAGUGGUUGACCCAAAACCAAGCGUUGAAGUCUUGGGGACUUAAAGGAUGUCCUCUUUCAGAUGGCGCAAGGCGUGUACAGGAUUUACUUUCCGAUGAUUAG
Messenger RNA from Didymodactylos carnosus, 847 nucleotides. Lineage: Eukaryota; Metazoa; Rotifera; Eurotatoria; Philodinida; Philodinidae. The record is from the annotation of a GenBank genome assembly.